Messenger RNA from Lactuca virosa, 687 nucleotides. Lineage: Eukaryota; Viridiplantae; Streptophyta; Magnoliopsida; Asterales; Asteraceae. The record is from the annotation of a GenBank genome assembly.
ACGAAUAGGAAGGAUCAUUUUUGUAAGUUUGAAACCUAGAAGACGAUCCUGAUCGACUUCCCCAAAUUGCCUAUUCGCUGCCCACAUAAGCAAUUUCAGUGUUUCGAUUAAGCGAAUUAAAUGUGAAAUCAGCAAAGUUCGUCAGAGUAUUGGUGGAAUUGAGGAAACGUAAUUUCGUUCUUCUACCCUGAUUCAAUUAAUUUGGCUUAAGAUGGAGAAUACAAACGAAGCAGUAGAAGGAGAAGGAGAAGGAGACGCAUGUUUUGAGGGCAAAUCGGACAUUUCACAAGUGAAGAAACUGUUGUUUAGGCGAAUGUUGGUAGGGGUAAGUGAUGGGAGAUUCUUCAUGGGAGCAUUUUACUGUAUGGAUAAACAAGGAAACAUAAUUCUUCAAGAUGCUGUGGAAUAUCGAAGCACCAGAAGAUCAUCUCCUUCUCCCAUGGAACAAAGAGGUCUAGGGUUGAUAUUAAUCCCUUCAUCUUGCAGAAUCUCAUGUCAUGUUGAUUGCUCCAUUGAUGAACACCUCUCACUCCUCUCCCUUCAAGCUCAAAAGUAAAAUCUUCAUUCAUACUUUGUGGAAUGUUAUUUUCAAUGAAUCAAAUCUCUCACAUGUUUGGUUCAUGGUAUUAAAUGAAUUGAGAUUCAGUUUCUGUAGUUGAUUUUUAUAUAUGAUGAAGUAUUUCAAUA